GAUGUGGACAAGUGGUCCUUUGAUGUCUUUUCCCUCAAUGAGGCUAGUGGAGAUCAUGCACUGAAAUUUAUUUUCUAUGAAUUACUCACACGUUAUGAUCUGAUCAGCCGUUUCAAGAUCCCCAUUUCUGCACUUGUCUCAUUUGUGGAGGCUCUGGAAGUGGGAUACAGCAAACACAAAAAUCCUUACCAUAACUUAAUGCAUGCAGCCGAUGUUACACAGACCGUGCAUUACCUCCUCUAUAAGACGGGAGUAGCGAACUGGCUGACAGAGCUGGAGAUCUUUGCUAUAAUCUUCUCAGCUGCCAUCCAUGACUAUGAACAUACCGGAACCACCAACAAUUUCCACAUUCAGACUCGAUCUGAUUCAGCUAUUCUGUACAACGAUAGAUCUGUCCUGGAAAAUCACCAUUUAAGUGCAGCCUAUCGCCUUCUACAAGAGGAUGAGGAGAUGAAUAUUUUGAUCAACCUCUCAAAGGAUGACUGGAGGGAGUUUCGAACCUUGGUAAUAGAGAUGGUGAUGGCCACGGAUAUGUCUUGUCACUUUCAACAAAUCAAAGCGAUGAAGACUGCUCUGCAACAGCCAGAAGCAAUUGAAAAGCCGAAAGCCUUAUCCCUUAUGCUGCAUACAGCAGAUAUUAGCCAUCCAGCAAAAGCGUGGGACCUGCAUCAUCGCUGGACAAUGUCACUCCUGGAGGAGUUCUUCAGACAGGUACCUUGUUGCUGUGCUGUUUAUCAGGGCUGUCAUCACUGA
Messenger RNA from Carlito syrichta (Philippine tarsier), 753 nucleotides. RefSeq names its product calcium/calmodulin-dependent 3',5'-cyclic nucleotide phosphodiesterase 1C. The record is from RefSeq and is a predicted model, not a curated record. Gene Ontology annotation, biological process: signal transduction. The transcript is spliced from 6 exons. Gene Ontology annotation, molecular function: 3',5'-cyclic-nucleotide phosphodiesterase activity. Lineage: Eukaryota; Metazoa; Chordata; Mammalia; Primates; Tarsiidae. The annotation marks the transcript as partial.